GCCUCCACCCCAAACACAGCGAGCUACAAAAGGCUCCUGCCAGCUGCCACUCUCGCCCUAAAAGUCCUGCUGUUGUGUGACUGUGAAGAGGGAGAGAGCCUCCACUUCACAGUAGACCACUCUGGGCUGUGAGGUUUUGUGCAGCAGCGAACGGCUCUGCUCGGGCGAGAUGGGAAACUCAUCAGGCAGCACCGUGGACGACCUGCAGGCCGUGGAGAUGCACCUCUGGUACAAGAAGUUCAUGACUGAGUGCCCCUCGGGUCAGCUCACCCUGCACGAGUUCAAGCAGUUCUUCGGGCUGAGAGGUCUGGACCCUGAGGCCAACGCCUACAUCGAGCAGAUGUUCCGCACGUUCGACAUGAACAAGGACGGCUACAUAGACUUCAUGGAGUAUGUGGCUGCUCUGAGUCUGGUGAUGCGCGGAAAGAUGGAGCACAAGCUGCGCUGGUAUUUCAAACUUUACGACGUGGACGGAAACGGCUGCAUCGACCGGCACGAACUCCUCAACAUCAUUAAGGCCAUCCGAGCAAUCAAUGGGAACGAGGGUCAGGACACAACUGCGGAGGAUUUCACCAACCGCGUGUUCGACAGGAUUGAUAUAAACGGAGACGGUGAGCUGUCCCUGGAGGAGUUCGUGGCCGGAGCUCGUAGCGACGAAGACUUCAUGGAGGUGAUGAUGAAAAGUCUGGACCUCUCCCACAUUGUGGCGAUGAUCCACAACAGGAGGCGCAGCGUUUAGGGUCUGCUCAGUCCGACUACCUCGUCACCUUCACGAUUUGACCCGAGUGCUUCAGUACAUCACCUCUGGCCAUUCAGAGAUUCCUAUUAAGAUUGAAUCCACUUUAAUAUGAUGCCAGUGCGUUUUGAACGCCAACAUAUCUGAUGUUUAAUCUCUAAAAGAGUGACACGUGCACUUUAAAAAGGACGACUCAGUCAGCCCUCGCAGACUGGUCAUUGUCCUCGUUUAAUGCUGGUGAGCUCUUCCAAGGCCACCUUGGCAUGAGGGAUGAUCUCAGACCGUCCACUUACCCUCGGAUACCCGGCGGGAUAAAAGAGGGACACAGUGGAGUAGAGUGGCAAUUACAUGCACUCCACUACGCUUCCCAAAUCUUUUCUGUUUUCUGGGUCGCAGUCCCUCUGCAUCAAAUUAUUCAAAUCUGUUUACCCGCUCCUGCCUGUGGGGUUUACAGGAGGAAGCAGCGAGUUUAACAUCCAUGCUAAUUUGAUUAAGCCAGUGGCUGUAAAACAGGAACAGGUGAAAGUCUCUGGAGACAUUCAGUGUGCAGAUCCAAUUCUGAAAAUGUUUACCUUUUAUAUGUUCUUAAUUUUUUUUUAAUGUCUUAAAAUAAUUGAAGCAGUAAAAUACAGACUUGUGGUUCUGUAGCAUUUCUGUGUGUGGGUGUUUCUUUGGCUGAAUGAUUUGCCUCCUACUCAACAGUAAAAACAGAUCUAGAUUACCACAGUUAUUUGUUUGUUAGCUACACUCAUCUGGUGCCUUCUGUUAGAAGACUACAGAAUGUGUUUGAUUUCAGCUUUUGCUUAUCUGUACAUGAAAAUAAAAACAUUAUAAGAAAA
Molecule: messenger RNA, 1575 nt
Organism: Amphiprion ocellaris (clown anemonefish)
Lineage: Eukaryota; Metazoa; Chordata; Actinopteri; Pomacentridae
Gene: guca1aa
Product: guanylate cyclase activator 1A
Exons: 4
Coding region: 170-739 (189 amino acids)
Molecular function (GO): calcium sensitive guanylate cyclase activator activity; calcium ion binding
Source: RefSeq, a predicted model, not a curated record